AUGGAUUCUCUCAACAGUGACUUCCAAGCUGGCCAAACCAAGGGCCAAGCUCAGGAAAAGACGAACCAGUUUAUGGACAAAGCUUCCAGUGCUGCUCAGUCUGCCAAGGAAUCGUGCCAAGAGACUGGUCAGCAAAUAAUGGCUAAAGCACAAGGAGCUGCUGAUACUAUUAAGAGCAAAGUUGGAACAAACAAAUGA
This is a messenger RNA of Dovyalis caffra, 198 nucleotides long. NCBI's taxonomy places the organism in Eukaryota, Viridiplantae, Streptophyta, Magnoliopsida, Malpighiales, Salicaceae. The record is from the annotation of a GenBank genome assembly.